UCUGUGUGAAGGUCUCUCAUCUCAAAGUGGUAUAUAAGCAAACCGCACCAUGUCCUCAGCGCUUCAUCAUGUUCCGACUUGUGUUUGUUCUGGCCUGCAUUGGCCUGAUUGGUGCUGAAAAGCGUGUCAACCAUAAUGUGCUAAAUGAUAGAGUUGUAGGAGGGAACAACGCAAAGCCCAACACCUGGAAAUGGCAGGUUUCUCUGCAGUUUGACUCAUAUGAUGAGAACGAUUUCUACCACAUCUGUGGAGGCUCUAUCGUCGAUAGCCUCUUCAUCAUGACUGCAGCUCACUGCAUUCUCAGUAUGGAUGAAAGUAAGUACCGUGUGGUGGUGGGUGAGUAUGACCUGUCUGAGAACGAGGGCAGUGAGCAGUUCGCCCGUGUGGAAAAGAUCAUCGUCCAUCCUGGCUGGACCGGUGACCUCGGCAACGGAAAUGAUAUUGCCCUCUUGAAACUGGCUGACUCCAUCUACGACAACGGCUUCGUGGCCAUCGCUGAGCUCCCCGCCCCUGAACAGAUGCUGCCUCACGACUUCACCUGCUACAUCACCGGCUGGGGAUUAAUGGACCACUAUGGCAGCGUCCCCGACAUCCUGCAGGUUGCUCCCCUGAAGGUGGUGGAGCAUUCAGUCUGCUCCCAGCCUCAGUGGUGGGGCAGCCUCGCUCUGAAGAGCAUGGUGUGUGCAGGAGGGGAUGGAGUCAUAUCAGGCUGCCAGGGCGACUCUGGAGGUCCCCUGAGCUGCUACAUCGACGGAGCAUGGAGAGUCCACGGCGUUGUCAGUUACGGUCCAGCUGGCAGGUGCAACCAGGAGACUAAACCCACCGUCUUCACCAGAGUGUCUUACUUCAUGGACUGGAUGUAUUCGGUCAUGGAAAACAACUAAAGAACACAAUAUCACCUGUGAAAUAAAG
This is a messenger RNA of Salarias fasciatus (jewelled blenny), 912 nucleotides long. RefSeq names its product chymotrypsin-like elastase family member 2A. NCBI's taxonomy places the organism in Eukaryota, Metazoa, Chordata, Actinopteri, Blenniiformes, Blenniidae. The coding region runs from base 69 to 884 and encodes 271 amino acids. Gene Ontology annotation, molecular function: serine-type endopeptidase activity. Gene Ontology annotation, biological process: proteolysis. The record is from RefSeq and is a predicted model, not a curated record. The transcript has 8 exons.